CCCUCUUCAGUCCUCUGGCAUCUUCAGAUCACCCUUCCACCAUUUCCACCAUAAUAUCUCAGUGAUUAUCACUACAGAGAAGAGAUUAAGUGUGCUGAGAAGGAUCAGGAAGCUUGGGGUUUGCUCUGUCUGGUCAGACUGCUGAUUUGUAGAGAGGAUAGAGGCAGUUCAGAGCAACGGCCAUGACCAAAAGCAACGGGGAGAACCCGCGCUCUCGCAGCCGGGUGCAGCGGAUCCGUGAGGACAUUCAACUGCGCUCCCUGAAGGCCAAGAAAAAAGUCGAGGACAUCACCAAAGACGACAUUAAGACCUUCUUGAGGAGGAAUGCCUUCGUGCUGUUUACCAUCGGGGCAGUUGCUCUUGGCAUCAUACUCGGAUUUGCCCUGCGGCCAUAUAAGAUGUCCUACAGAGAGGUGAAAUAUUUCUCCUUCCCUGGAGAGCUCUUAAUGCGCAUGCUCCAGAUGUUGGUCCUCCCCUUGCUGGUGUCCAGUCUGAUUACAGGUAUGGCAGCACUUGACAGUCGGGCUUCAGGGAAGAUGGGGAUGCGAGCUGUGGUGUAUUACAUGACCACGACAUUCAUCGCUGUGUUCAUCGGAAUCAUCAUGGUCCUGAUUAUCCACCCUGGCAAAGGCUCCAAAGAUGAGUUUACUCAGCAGCAGAAAAUCGAGCAAGUCAGCCCAGCUGAUGCCUUCUUGGACUUGAUCAGAAACAUGUUUCCUCCCAACCUGGUUCAAGCUUGCACACAGCAGUUCAAAACCCAAUACGCCAAAAGAGUUGUACAUGUAAAGGUGAUAGUGAAUGAGAGCAUUUUUAAUCUGACCAAUGUUACUCAAGAGAUUGCUCAUGAAGAGAUCAUCCCAAUCUCUGGCACCACAAAUGGAGUCAACGCUCUCGGACUGGUCGUGUUCUCCAUGUGUUUUGGCCUGAUCAUUGGGAAUAUGAAGGAGGAGGGCCAAGCACUCAGGGACUUUUUUGACUCUCUCAAUGAGGCCAUCAUGCGUCUGGUCGCCAUCAUCAUGUGGUAUGCACCCAUUGGUAUCCUCUUCCUGAUCGCUGGCAAAAUUGUGGAAAUGGAUGACAUCACUGAAAUGGGAGGGCAACUAGGCAUGUACACCGUGACAGUCAUCAUAGGCCUCUUAAUCCACGGCAUUGUGAUUCUACCCACUCUCUUCUUUGUCAUCACCCGGAAGAACCCCUUCAUCUUCAUCACUGGCUUAUUGCAGGCCCUAAUCACCGCCCUGGGAACGUCGUCCAGUUCAGCCACUCUGCCUGUUACAUUCAAGUGCUUAGAACAGAACAAUAAAGUUGAUAAGAGGGUGACCCGCUUUGUACUGCCAGUUGGUGCUACCAUCAACAUGGACGGAACGGCACUAUAUGAAGCGUUGGCUGCCAUCUUUAUCGCCCAGGUCAACAACAUGGACAUGAACUUCGGACAGAUCAUAACUAUUAGCAUCACAGCCACAGCUGCCAGUAUCGGAGCUGCUGGAAUCCCCCAGGCUGGACUGGUCACCAUGGUCAUCGUGUUGACCUCUGUUGGCCUCCCCACUGAUGAUAUCAGCCUCAUCAUCGCAGUUGACUGGUUCCUGGACCGACUGCGCACAACAACUAAUGUGCUGGGUGACUCUAUAGGCGCAGGCAUCGUGGAGUUCCUGUCCCGAGAUGAGCUGCAGAACGGCGAUUUGGAGAUGGGCAACUCUGUAUUGGAGGAGAACGAAGUGAAGAAGCCUUAUCAGAAGAUUCCUCAAGAAAAUGAGUAUGAGAAUGAGAAACCUCCAGAUAGCGAAACAAAGAUGUAG
Messenger RNA from Neoarius graeffei (lesser salmon catfish), 1796 nucleotides. RefSeq names its product solute carrier family 1 member 3b (gene slc1a3b). Gene Ontology annotation, biological process: L-aspartate import across plasma membrane; L-glutamate import across plasma membrane; D-aspartate import across plasma membrane. The coding region runs from base 183 to 1796 and encodes 537 amino acids. NCBI's taxonomy places the organism in Eukaryota, Metazoa, Chordata, Actinopteri, Siluriformes, Ariidae. The transcript is spliced from 10 exons. Gene Ontology annotation, molecular function: L-glutamate transmembrane transporter activity; glutamate:sodium symporter activity; neutral L-amino acid transmembrane transporter activity. Gene Ontology annotation, cellular component: plasma membrane. The record is from RefSeq and is a predicted model, not a curated record.